GCACGCGGGAAUAGCGGGAGAGUUCCGCUGUGAGCGGGCGGGGUGGGUUACAGGACAUGGUCGAAGUGACCUGGGCAGCGUCCAAGGAGGCAGCGGGCCUGGCUCGCGUACCUCCUCUUGCAGGAUCAGGUAGGGCACUGCCUCCUGAGGACAUCUGCCCUCUGCACACCACCUUCCAGUCUGAGGAGGAAAUGGAGGCGGGUUCUCAACCAGUUCCCUCCCAGCCACCUGUCAGCUUCAAGGAUGUGGUUGUGAGCUUCACGCGUGAGGAGUGGGGACAGCUAGACACAGUUCAGAGGACACUGUACCGCGACGUGACUCUAGAGACAUGUGGCCACCUAGUCUCCCUGGGGCUUCUGCUCCCCAAUCUGGAUGUGAUCUCCCACCUGGAGAAUGGUGAAGACCCAUGGAGGGCAGAGCAGGAACCCCCUACCCAAGACUGGAAGACUACACUUGAAAAGAAAGAGUUACCUUCUGAAGAGGAUACUGCUGUGGAAGAGCUAUCCUUCCAUGUAAAUAUGAAAUGCUGUGUAGAGAGCCCCUGGUCUGUGCAGGGCUGGAGUGACCAGCCCAGGGAGCAGCAGGAGGAAUCUUUGAGUCAAAUUGUACUUACGUUGGAGGAGUUUGUGCAAGAGGAAUAUUGUGAACAUGACCUUGAGGGAAGUUGUCGAAGUGAAAGCCUUCUACCUCCAGCAUUACCUGCAAAAACACCUGUCCACAAGCUUGACUCACAGUUUCGACGGUUGCAACAGAGUUCAGUUUUUGUCAAUCAUUGGAAAGGCUGGACCAAUCAGAAGCCCUGUGAAAAUCUUGAAAGUGCCAGAGCCUUUUCUCAAAACAAUCAUUUGCAUAAACUUGCAAAUGUUGAAAAGGAAGAAAAAAAACCUCAUGAAUAUACUGUCAGAAGUGACUCUUUGAACUAUGGUACCUCUCUUCAUUUCCAUAACAGAAUAUUUUCAUCAGAGAACAGUAAUGAUUGUAAGGUCUAUGGAAAUGUUAUUAACCAUAGCAUGUCUCUGAAUGAAAACCAACCAGUACAGUUUGGAGAAAGUCAAUAUGAGUGUGACGAAUGCUUUGUGCAACCUGAAGUAAUGGUUGGAUAUCCUGGAUGUGAGGAGGAAUGCAGUGCCUUCCACAUGGCCUCAUCUUUUAGUGACUGUGACAUCAAUCAGAUGAGAAAGAAGCCACAUGCAUGUAAUCAAUGUGGAAAAUCUGCCAGCUGUUACUCUAAGCUUGUACACCAGAGAGCACACACUGGAAAGAAGCCAUGUAAAUGCAAUCAUUGUGGUAAAGCCAUCUCUGGGAGUUUUCACCUUUCACAUCAGAGAAUUAACUUGGGCGAGAAUCCCUAUGAGUGUAGUAACUGGGGGAAGUCUUUUAGGCAGCAAUCACAGCUUGCUGUGCAUGAGAAAAUCCACACUGGAGAUAAACCUUAUGAAUGUAGUCAUUGUGGAAAAGCUUUCAGGUGGAGAUAUCUCCUCACUGUGCAUCAGAGAACACACACUGGAGAGAAGCCCUAUCAGUGUAAUGUGUGUGUUAAAGCCUUCAGUGGUCGGUCUGCUCUUAGGAAACAUGAAAGAAUACACACGGGUGGAAAACACUUUGAAUGUAAUGACUGUGAAAAGUUCUUUAACCGGCAGAGUCACCUUACUAGGCAUCAGAGAAGUCAUACUGCAGGGAAACCUUAUUUGUGUGCUCAUUGUGGAAACUCUUUCAGCCGUAGCUCUGACUUUGUUGCACAUAGACGGAUUCACACUGGAGAGGAACCCUAUGAAUGUAACCACUGUGGGAAGUCUUUUUGGCAGCAAUCACAGCUUCUUGUACAUCAGCAGACUCAUACUGGAGAGAAGAAAUUUUAUGAAUGUAGUCAUUGUGGAAAAGGUUUCAAGUGGAGAUCUCACCUCAUUCUACAUCAGAGAACCCACACUGGAGAAAAGCCCUAUGAAUGCAUUGAAUGUGGGAAAGCCUUCAGUGAUGGGUCAUCUCUUAGAAAACAUGAGAGAACACACACUGGUGAGAAACCCUAUCACUGCAACCACUGUGGGAAAUCUUUUCGGCAGCAAUCACAGCUUGUUGUACACCAGCGAACCCAUACUGGAGAGAAACCUUAUGAAUGUAAUCAUUGUGGAAAAGCUUUCAGCCAGAGAUCUAUCCUCACUGUUCAUCAGAGAACACACACUGGAGAGAAGCCCUAUAAGUGUAAAAUUUGUGUUAAAGCCUUCAGCCAGAGAUACCUCCUCAUUGUGCAUCAAAGAACACACACUGGAGAGAAGCCUUAUCAGUGUAACAUGUGCAUUAAAGCCUUUAGUGGUCGGUUAGCUCUUAGAAAGCAUGAGAGAACGCACACAGGUGAGAAACCCGUUAAUGAAUGUAAUCAUUGUGAAAAGGCCUUUACUGGGCAGAGUCAGUGUACUGGGCAUCAGAAAGUUCACACUGGAGAGAAAGCAUAUUUUUGUGCUCAUUGUGGAAAGUCCUUCAGCAAUAACUCCUAUUUUUGUCACACGUAAAACUUUUCACACUGGAAAGAAACCCUAUGAAUGUUACUACUGUGGGGAAACUACACACAGCUUGUGUAUAAACCUUAUGAACACAGUCAUUGUUGAAAGGUUUUAAAUGAAGAGCUCUCAGUAUGCAUCACAGAACAUACACUGGUGAGAAACCCUACAAAUGUAAUCAUUGUGAAAAGGCCUUUCCUGGUGUUAGACUUGCCUUACUGGCCAUCAGAGAAUUUAUAGUAGAGAGAAAUCCUAUAAAUGUAACAAGUGUUGGAAGGCUUUCAGUUAAAGUAAAUCCCUAAUUCAAUAUGAGAAAACUCAUGGGAGAGAAACCGUAUGAAUAAUUAAGAUGGAAAAGCUCACUGUUAGAAUUUGUCUAGACAUCAGAUGACCACGUACAUCAGAAUUGCUUGGAGUGUAUAUUGAAACUGCAGAUUACCAAGCUUACCCUAAUUUACUAAAUCGAAACUCUACCAGUAAAACCCAGGAGUUCAACAUUUCCUAAAGCAGCAUGUUAUUUGUACGUGCACUAAAAUGUGUUUACUUCUGUGUUUAUGUGAGAAGGUAAACUUUCAGUCAAAGCUCAUAGCAGAGAAUAGAAAACUGAGAAUAGAACUGUGUUUAUUAUCAUUUUAUUGCAAACAGGCACAUUAAUGUCAUCAGAUUUUAUCAGUAUGACAUUCCUAAAAAAUGGGGGACUGGAAGAUAACUGUAACCAAAAGAGGCUGAAGUGUACAUCCACAAUGCUAAAAAUGUGAGAGGUCAUUACUGUAGAUUUGAGCAUGGGGCAGCAUCACCUGGGGGCUCAUAUUGGGAAAGGCUAAGGCCAGGACUGAAGAGAGGGCAGCAGCACUGGAGGUCACAGCCCCUUGGCAGAGUUGCAGGCUCAUAGCUGUGUGGCAGGAGAGCAGGAUUAAUUGAAGGUCUGCUCAUGAAAUUCCAGGUUUCCUCCCUCUUUUGUAGUAUUCUUGUCUUACACAAAGUAUCUGACUGUGUGUGAGCAAAAUAAAAUAGAGAAUGAAUUAGUUAUGAAGAAAUAGUUGGUCUGGGGACUAGGAAAUGGGUGUAUUAUGCUCCAGAACAAGGGCUGUCCUUAAUAUUUCAAGGACCUUCCUACUAAAACCUGGUUCCUGCCCUAUUCCUGUGAAAGAGCCCCACCAUCUAUGGAGACUCCCUUCUGAUUUCUGAUAGUAUCUUCAAUGUGGAUGGAAGGCAGGGAGCGAGAGGCUUGAAAGCCUUCAACAUCAAAGAAAAUAUCUGAGGU
This is a messenger RNA of Phyllostomus discolor (pale spear-nosed bat), 3759 nucleotides long. RefSeq names its product zinc finger protein 544-like. Gene Ontology annotation, biological process: negative regulation of transcription by RNA polymerase II. NCBI's taxonomy places the organism in Eukaryota, Metazoa, Chordata, Mammalia, Chiroptera, Phyllostomidae. The record is from RefSeq and is a predicted model, not a curated record. Gene Ontology annotation, molecular function: DNA-binding transcription repressor activity, RNA polymerase II-specific.